AUGAGCAAGCGCUCGCUCGACCCCAUGGAUGCGCACCCGGAGCCCUUCGAGCACAACGGCCUGCAUCCCCAGGACCUGCUCUCGGCCGAUGAACAGGAGCACUCCCACCCCGGUCCGUCCAAGAGGCCCCGGAACUUCAUUGCCUCUGUCGCAUGCGAGACUUGUCGGUUGAAGAAGACAAGAUGCGAUGAGUCGAGGCCGAAAUGUGGGCUGUGCAAGUCGUUAGGUUUGGACUGUGUCUACAAGGAGCGCAAAUCAUCCAAACGAGAUCAAUCGCUCUCCAUGAUCAUGAGCACGCUCCACCGGCUCGAGACUAAGCUAGAGUGCAUUCCCUCGUCCAUCUUGAAUGAUCUGCGCGACCAGGCCCAACCAGACCUCAGUGAGCCCCGAGGACCACCAGCCAAGUCCACACCAGCAGCAUCAAAAUCUACCCCCGCCACCGCGAGGGAGACAGAAGAUGACUUUGACUUCGAAGAAGCAAACAACACCACGCCCGACUCCGCAGGCCGGGUCUCCAUCUCAUUCAGUCAGCACGGCGUGAUUCUCUGGCCCGGUGCUCGCCAGAUCCUGCCGGACUCACUCCUCACAGCGCACGAGCGGCUGGGCAAGAACUAUGUCAUCGAACUCGAAUCAACGCGGGACUACCUACCCAUGUUCUCCGGCCCGUUCCCGCUGCAGGCCGGCGAGCACUGGCUGGAGGUUCUGCCACUGGCCCUGGUCAAGGGUCUGUCGGAUGCAUUUUUCGCCGUGUUCAACCCCUUCACGCCCAUCAUGGACAAGACGUUUUUCUUUUCUUUUACGCUUGGCUCCGCCAUCGAGAGCGGCUUUGGGUAUACCGUCGAAAGCUGCCUGGUGCUCAAUGUUCUGGCCCUCGGGUGUCUUGCUGUUCUGGCGCACCGGGAAGGCGACUAUCCCCUGCCGGGAUCUCAGGGUCACGGUUUUGAGGAUCCGGAGUGGAUGAAUGUCGUCUAUGAAGAACAGCCGGGCCUGCGGUUCUUCAAUGAGGCGAGGCGACGCAUUGGGUUCUUGAUGUGCGAUAAUGAUAUUCAGAGCUGCCAGUUCUAUCUCCUCUCUUCUGUAUAUUACAGCCAGAUUCUCCGUCCAAUGGACUCCUGGGCCAUGAUCCACCGCGCAGCGACAUGCUGCCUAUCCAUGCUGACCAAUCACGACGUGAACUACGACGAAUGGGAAGGCGACAUGAAAUCGCGCGUGUUCUGGAACACGCUGAUGAACGAGACCAUCCUGGUGCAAGAGCUCCAUCUCCCGCCGAGCGGUCUCUCCCGCCUCGAAGAACUCGUCCCCAUCCCUAAAUUCAUCGGCUUCGAGACGACGGGAUACGUCUCGACCCGAUACGCAUCCACCAGCGUCGUCGACGACUCCUACUUUCAGUAUCAUUUCCUGGCUCAGGUUGCACACCGGAUUAUCCUGACGCGGAUUCGGCAUUCGCUCUACUUCUACUCCGACUCAGGAAAUUUCCCUCUCCCAGCCGUCAACGCCGAACUCAACCACCAACUCGAACAAUGGCGCACUAACCUCCCCACCGCCAUCCAAUUCACCGACCAUCUGCCCCCAUCCCCAUCCAGCAACCUCCAAUCCCAAUCUCCCGCUCCAUCCCCUCUGAACCCCAUCUCCCACCACAAUCACCACCUCCAGCACAAUCGCCCCCUCUCCCCCGCCACAGCAGUGAUAGACGCCAUGCUCCGGGGCCGAUACAUGAUCGCCCGUUUCCACAUCGGCCGGCCAUAUCUGUACAAAGCACUGCGCACGCCAUCCUUGUUAACAGACGAGGACUUCGAGCAGGUGAAGAGCGGCCUGCGGAACGCGAUGGACUGGCCCGUCACGCAGGGCAUUUUCCGGGAGAUGAAGAGUUGCAUUCCUAUCAAAUUUGCUUUUUGUUCUCAGUUCUUCGGCCAAAUCCUCCUCUUCUACUGCAUCGCCCACUCCCCCAGCCCGCGCGUGCGCGACACACUCCCUGCUGGCUGGGAGCGCUGGAACGAGGAGAUGAUGCGGUUUCUGGAAGACUGCGCGCCGCAUAGUCCGGCUGUUGCGCAGGAUCUGGAGUUGCUGCGCGAGCUGUGGCCGGCUCAUGACUGA
Messenger RNA from Penicillium riverlandense, 2094 nucleotides. RefSeq lists its product as uncharacterized. NCBI's taxonomy places the organism in Eukaryota, Fungi, Ascomycota, Eurotiomycetes, Eurotiales, Aspergillaceae. The record is from RefSeq and is a predicted model, not a curated record. The transcript is spliced from 7 exons. Gene Ontology annotation, molecular function: DNA-binding transcription factor activity, RNA polymerase II-specific; DNA binding; zinc ion binding. Gene Ontology annotation, biological process: DNA-templated transcription; regulation of DNA-templated transcription. Bases 1 to 2094 code for a protein of 697 amino acids.